AUGGGUUUCUGCUUGCGACUCCUCCGCGGCCAGCUGGGCGUGGUGUCGAAAGGGGUUUGCGGCGGUCCGCAUCCACCCGGCCAGAGACUUCCAGGGUUGAUGGUCGACGCGGAAGAGAACGAGGACGUGGCAUAUGUGUAUGCCCUCGCGAGGAGGGCGGUCGUUCUCUGGCUGCAACCAGGUCCUGCUCCAGUGCAAAAUAAUGGGGCGUACGGAGUCAAGCCGCCAUCACGGGGCAGUGCCAGCGCCACUUGUACAGACUGCGAUUCGUCUGUCUCCUAUCUAUUAACGCCUCCGCCUUGGAAGGGCCAGCUGGGCGCCCGAAUCCGCUCACACGUCCAGAACAUCGCUCUGCUACGCGUCUCGGCGGACGAUGCCCGUGCUGAUCGAUGGAAGCAGGAGCACGAGCAGGCUUUCCAACGGAUCCGCGACGCAAUUACCGCCGAUCCAGUACUCAUGCUGCCUGAUCCGAGCAAGCCUUUCGAAGUUGAAGCUGACGCUUCGGACUUCGCAAUCGGCGGACAACUUGGUCAGAGGGACAAGGACGGCAAGCUGCACCCAGUUGCGUUCUUCUCCAAGAAACUCGAGGGGCCAAGACUCAACUACCCGAUCCACGACAAGGAGCUUCUCGCGAUCGUCGAAGCAUUUCAGGAAUGGAGACCGUACCUCAGCGGCACGACACACGAAGUCCAGGUGUACACGGACCACAAGAAUCUACGAUACUUCACCACCACGAAGGUGUUGAACGGACGACAAACUCGAUGGGCAGAAUUCCUGUCCGAAUUCAACUUCACGAUCCACUACAAGAAAGGCUCGGAGAACGCACGAGCGGACGCCUUGAGUAGGAGAGCGGAUCACCACGACGACACAUCUGAAGCCUCACCACCAUUGCUACAUCAGCAGACAGACGGAUCGCUACGGCACGCUUCCCAACCGACUGAGGACUACGAGAUCGCAGCACUUCAGCAGCAGUCGGAAGAUCCCGAAGCCAGACCUCUACAACCGUUUGUAGAAUGCUGUGCGGCCUUCAGGGAGCAGAGAUUGGAACGAGAUUUCCAAGGAACCAUCGCGGACGACGAGCGCGAUGCAUGGCAAGAAGAGCCAGAAUCCAAGAUCGCAGGAUUGCGACUUGAAGGAACGAGACUCUGGUACCACGACAAGGCCUACGUCAGGCCCAGCGACCAAAAAGAGCUCAUUCGAAAGAUCCACGAGUCAAGACUCGGAGGACACAUGGGAAUCAGCAAAACAGUCGCAAAAGUCAAACAGAAUUACGACUUCCCAGGAAUCAAGCAAGCGACGGAAGAAGUCCUGGUAGAGUGCGACCUCUGCGGACGAAGCAAACCACGGCCACACAAGCCGUAUGGACUGUUGCAACCAUUGCCAGUUGCAGAACGACCAUGGAGCUCGGUGACGAUGGAUUUCAUCACCAAGCUUCCGACAUCAAAGGACUCAGCGACGGGAACGAAGUACGAUAGCAUCCUCACAGUGGUGGACAGACUCACCAAGUGGAGCUACUUCCUCCCCUACAAGGAGUCAUGGUCAGCAGAACAACUCGCAGACGUGAUCUAUCGCAACGUCACCUCGGUCCAUGGAUGGCCGGAGGAAUGGAUCACGGACAGAGACACAAAGUUCGCAUCAAAGUUUUGGCAAGCUCUGAUGACGAAGCUGGGUACGAGGAGUAAGCUUUCGACAGCUUACCACCCGCAGACGGACGGACAGACGGAGCGACUCAACCAGAUCGUCGAGCAAUACCUGAGAGUGUAUAUCAACUUCCAACAGGACGAUUGGGUCGAGCUGUUGCCAACAGCGCAACUCGCCUACAACACCACCGUCACGGAGACCACGAAGAUUACGCCAUUCUUCGCGAAUUACGGCUACGAAGCGGAUUUGCGACAGGGGCCCGACGUUUCGGUGCCCAGAGCGGCAGUCAAGGCUGACAGAAUGAACUCGCUGCAUGCGAUGCUCAAGGAAGAACUCGAGUUCGUAAGAACCAGAAUGAAGAAGUUCUACGACAGGAACAGGCUCGAGGGACCUCGCCUAGAAGAGGGGGGCAAAGUUUACCUCAUUUCUCGAAAUCUUCGCACGAAGCGACCAAGCAGGAAGCUCGAUUUUCGCAAAAUCGGACCAUUCAAGAUCGACAAGAAAAUUUCGGAGAAUAACUACGCACUCACGUUACCCUCAACAAUGCGACUACGGACCAACGUUUUCCACAUUUCACUUCUGGAGCCAGCGCCCAAGAACGCGCGGCUUGACAAGGGCGCCGAGGCAGAAGACGAGGAAGAACUCUGGGACGUCGAAGAAAUCCUGGACUCGCGCAUCACGAAGGGACGAGUGGAAUAUUUAGUCAAAUGGUUGGGAUUCGGACCCGAAGACAAUUCAUGGCAACCAGCUAUAAACUUCAACUGCCCCGAGGAGUUGGAGGACUUCCAUCGGAGGAACCCGGAUCGACCAAAGGGGGCACGCAGGAGGGGGCUGUCGGCGCAACUUAAGGAUAAAAAGGUUGGCAAGUCUUCCGGGACGGAAGAUCUGGAGGAGGGGCAUCGUGUCACGGUUAUGGUCGCGUACCACGCCCCGAUGGGGGCACGCGCGGGAAGCGUUCCCAGCCAAUCAUUAAGAAUGGGUCUCAGACCAAUCAGCAGAGGAACGAAGGGAACGGCUACCGUUCCCAGGAUCCAGUCUGGAACGAGAGGAACGAUCACCGUUCCUCACGUUCCCAGCAAAAGGUUCGUCACACAAGAUGUCGGCGGCCACAGAAGGCGCUUUGAUUCGCGGCGCUGGCCCCCGGAGCCGCCACCCCGCUCGAUGUUGGUUGACGUCCUCACGGAGAGCGUCAAGUCCCACCAGACAGCGCGUGGAGUCAUUGGCGCUGAGAGCAAGUUUGAGAGGAACAUCCAAACUUGUAACGACAUAAGCCACGGUGGUGCAUUUACCGCUCCACUCGCAUAUCAUUAG
Molecule: messenger RNA, 2952 nt
Organism: Chaetomium globosum CBS 148.51
Lineage: Eukaryota; Fungi; Ascomycota; Sordariomycetes; Sordariales; Chaetomiaceae
Exons: 6
Coding region: 1-2952 (983 amino acids)
Biological process (GO): DNA integration
Molecular function (GO): nucleic acid binding
Source: RefSeq, a predicted model, not a curated record